Ornithodoros turicata is the source of this 2955-nucleotide messenger RNA. Its product is annotated as putative sodium-coupled neutral amino acid transporter 11. The transcript is spliced from 14 exons. Gene Ontology annotation, biological process: amino acid transmembrane transport. The coding region runs from base 360 to 1754 and encodes 464 amino acids. The record is from RefSeq and is a predicted model, not a curated record. Gene Ontology annotation, molecular function: L-amino acid transmembrane transporter activity. NCBI's taxonomy places the organism in Eukaryota, Metazoa, Arthropoda, Arachnida, Ixodida, Argasidae.
ACCCGUGCUCUUCCACCAAGAUGCUGAGGGAGGGAGCUCAUCCGUAGAGCUACAGCCCACUACAGACAAUGCCGCGCUGAUUUUGAAACACUGCUUCAACAGGAGCGACUGCUCCUCCCUAUGUCUCUCCGGUCUCUCUCUGCUCGUACUGCAUCCUCUCCCCCUUCCAAAUGCCAUCCCUGGUUUGAUCCAACUGUUGCCAGGAAGCAGCUGUUCGUCUGAAGAGCGUAAUUCUAAGCCUAUAGAAAGCCAUCUUCGUUUGUUUCGUAUUGCGGAUACACGGACCAAUCUCUAUGCUUCGAGCAUAGACGCUCUGCGCUCUUUCUCGCAACGUUUGUGGAUUCAAUAAGUCAGGAAAGAUGACGAGCACAGAGAACACGUAUAUAUUACAAAGGAGGGAGUCGCAGAGGAGUGAAGACAGCGCAAGUGCAUUCGGAACUGGAGACACGAAGCAGCUUGUCACUGAUGAAAACCAAUCACUCUUGGAAACCAGCAAUCUACUUCAGACCAGCUUCAAUUACAUUAACAGCAUCAUUGGAUCAGGUGUUGUAGGCAUUGCAUACGCGAUGAAGCAAGCAGGCUUCGGCAUGGGACUUAUUCUCCUUGUCACUUUUGCGGCCAUCACGGAUUACUCUCUCUGCAUAUUAGUCAAAGCCGGGAUCUCGACUGGCUCUGCCACAUAUCAGGAACUCGUACAGACAGCAUUUGGACUGCCGGGCUUCUAUAUUUUGACACUGAUGCAGUUUGUGUAUCCAUUCAUAGCAAUGAUAAGCUACAAUGUGAUAAUAGGAGAUACUGUAACAAAGGUUUUCAUGAGAAUUUUCGAUGUGACAAAGGAUAACAUCCUUGGAAACCGUCAUUUUAUUGUUGUCCUUGCAUCGUUGCUCGUAACAUUACCACUUUCAUUGCACAGAAACAUUUCAAAGCUGAACAAAGCAUCCCUGAUGUCCUUAAUCCUCAUCCUUGGCAUCCUAUUCUUUGUCUUGGUUCGCAUUGGAAAGUUCACUGACCUUGUACCCCACACCAGUGAUGCUUAUGCAUUUGCAAACACUGGAAUCACCAAGGCUAUUGGCAUCAUUGCAUUUGCUUACAUGUGCCACCAUAAUUCCUUUCUGCUGUACGCUGCGCUGGAGGAUCCUACUCAGAGACGAUGGAACAAAGUGACCCACAUCAGUCUCGGCCUGUCGUGCGUUAUCAUUUUGCUGUUUGGCAUCGGUGGGUACGUCUCGUUCACAACCUUCAGUCAAGGUGACCUCCUUGAAAACUACUGUCGGGACGAUGACUUAGCAAAUGUGGUUCGCCUUCUGUUCACUGCAACUAUCAUGCUCACCUACCCCAUCGAAUGCUUUGUUACACGCGAGGUUCUGGAGAAUGCAUUCUUCGUUACCAGGUUUCCCUCAACUAUGACACGUCAUAUCAUCAUCACAAUCUGCAUCGUUGUCAUGUCCUUCGUUUUAUCCUCCCUCACUGACUGCCUCGGAAUUGUCCUCGAGCUGAACGGCGUGCUGGCUGCUAUCCCGCUGGCCUACAUCCUUCCCGCCGUGACGUACCUCAAGCUGGAAAACGGCCCCCUGCUGUCGUGGGCAAAGUUCCCAGCCUUAAUGCUAGCCGUCUGUGGUGCGACCGUUGCUGUGUGUGGGUCCGUGGUUGCUAUAGUAGAUAUUGCCAACGGGGUCACGUGCAGCCACGGUGCCGAGAUGCCGUACUGCACGAAGCCCGACGUGGCUGCGAAUUCCUCCGGUAUACUUACUUGAAGAGGGGACACAAGGAGAAGGCAAAAGGCAAGCAUGGCUCAUUGGUUGCAGUACGGUGGUACUGCAAGAGCUCCGAUAAGGCGAAACAGCUAAGAUGGCACUUGCUUACAAGUUUUAAACCAUUGUGAACAACCAAUUUGAAAUAAUUUAAGAAUUUCACAUUGGCACAAUUGGCAUUUCUACAAUUUCAGGACAGAAGACCGCAAAUACAUUCCUUAAGUUGCACAUUAAAUUAUACAACGAGUUGACAAGUUUUCUACAUUUUAAAGUACACGUUAGGUGCUGUUGAGUCUUAUGUGGAAGGCAAAGACUCUAAUGAUCACGUCACAGAAAGAUCUUGCUUAAGCUGUUGGCGUACACUCUCCGGCACCUUGUUCCAUCAACGAAAGGAGAUGUGGUUGUUUCUGCAAAUUACAUGACCACUGGAAGAAAUGACGUAAUAUCUAGUGAACCUCGUAAGAAAAAUAUGAAACUCUCAGUCUGUCGUGUGCUCUUCUCGUCCAGUGUUUUACUUCAAACUCGAGGUAAUGUUAACUUCAUGAAACUCUAGUCACGAGUAAUAUAUUUGGACUAAACUGAAGUUUUAUCAGGCACAAAUUAGUAGGAAAAUGCUCUUCAUAUAUCGAAUAGCAUAUCGCAUUAGGAGCAUUCAUACAGUCUUUAUUAAGUAUAUGUAUGUGGUUGCUUAAUUACAGAAGCUGUUUUUGUGUAAGUCUAGAUAAAAAUUUCAGUCAAAUACUUAACAAUAGCGACGUCAUGGAUGAGAAAUCCUCACAGGAGUUGGCAUUGCUCCUAAAUGAAAAACUGGAAUUUCUUGGCAUAAGCAAGAUAUUACCCACCUUAUCGCAUUACAAUAAAGGGAGAAUGGGAGGGUGCACUUCAAUGGUAACUGCUUCAAUGGCACUUCAAUGCCAAGCAGAAUUUUCAAAAUAUGAAAGAAAAAAAAAGACAAAGAAAAGGCAUCAAAUGAGUUAUGUGCAACUAGGGCCCUGUGUUUUAGGGUAAAACCCUAACUUGGUAAAAACUAACUUGGCGAAGUGCAAAUUCAGCCACCAAUACCGGCACUUGAGGACGCUAUGUUCCGAAUCUCUUGUUCAUGGAAAACACGUGAAGCUCUGCUUUUUGUUGUUUUCCACCCGAUAUUGCCAGAUUUUACCCUGUUUUCCAGCCCCUGCAACACCACCAGAUUUUUACCCCCCCC